Molecule: messenger RNA, 3268 nt
Organism: Zerene cesonia (dogface butterfly)
Lineage: Eukaryota; Metazoa; Arthropoda; Insecta; Lepidoptera; Pieridae
Product: zinc finger protein 184-like
Exons: 4
Coding region: 161-2506 (781 amino acids)
Biological process (GO): regulation of transcription by RNA polymerase II
Cellular component (GO): nucleus
Molecular function (GO): zinc ion binding; RNA polymerase II transcription regulatory region sequence-specific DNA binding; DNA-binding transcription factor activity, RNA polymerase II-specific
Source: RefSeq, a predicted model, not a curated record
GACGUUUCCACUUUUCACUGGAGCUUGGGAGGUUUCUACCGACGGAAAAAUUAUUUUAGGAUAGUUAAAGUAUCAAUUUACUUUUUUAUUAUUCAUAUUGUGGUAUAUUUCGAGUUUUGUGUACAAAAUAAAAAAGGUGGAUGCGAAGUAUGAUCACAAUAUGGAAUUUCAAACAAAAACCGUAAGAGAGUUAAAGACCUAUUCGCGAUCUACAAAGCUUCGGCAAAAUUCUGAAGGUUUACCUGUACUUGAAAACUCUGAUGAACCUUUAACAACAAAAGACGCAAUACGGUUUCUCCUGAAUGGAACGUUAAGGUUGCGGGUUUGCAGAUAUUGUUUAAAUAAAACUAGCGAUUUAAAUGAAUUGGACGAAGUGUUAGUAUUAGCGGGAAAAAGUGGGUUAUACGAGGUCACUGUAAAGGAUAUAAUCGCUAGCUUCCACCCAUUCAAGGUUGCAUAUGACCCCAAUUUUCCUAAUAAAAUAUGCAAAAAAUGCCUAGACAAGGCUUUAGCCUGCUACCUCUUCACACAACAGUGUGAACAAUCUGAACGAGCAUUGCGUAAUUAUUUUGAAGAUAUAGAUGAGAAGUUCCAUAAGCUUGACCCCUUGGAACCUGUUAAAAAGAGAGGAAAACGAAAAUUAAAACCAAACUACAAUGUUUUGUAUGCAGAGCACUUAAAUAUCAUAGAUUAUGCUGAACCUAUAAUGAAUAUAGUCAAUUUAAAUACAAUACCGCUAGAAAUUAUGCAAGAAAAUGAACUAGAAUGUUCUAAAUGCUGGAAGAUUCUUCCGGAUAAGUUUUCCCUGGCCAACCAUGAGAAAUCUCAUCCAAAAACAAUGUGGUACCAUUGUAAGUUAUGCGGCAAGUCAUUUGUCAAGUAUUUCCAACUAAAGAAGCAUAAACGUCUUGUUCAUAGUCGAUUUGACGAAAUAGCAAAGCCUGAGAUUGGAUUCACUUGUCAGCAAUGCGGUAUUCAUAUUAAAUUAUUAGAUGAACAUCUGCGGCACAUAGAGAAGCAUAAGUUCAAGAAUUCUUUGGACAAUUUGAUAAAACGAAACACAUCAAAUAUGUGUUCCAUAUGCUUUAGCGACAAUGAAGAUUUGACAGGAUUGAAUGAAACCAUGAGUUUUCAUGGUGGUCAUCCAGGUUUGACGGGAGAGAGAAGUAUAUAUAGCAUGGUGUCUUCUGUAUUUCCAGAUAUUACAUUAGCUUCCUACACUGGAACCAAAAUUUGCAAACAUUGCCUUAGUAAAUUGACUACAACAUACAUAUUUUUGCUAUCAGUUAAAAAUAUAAGAAAUAGACUAAAUACUUGUAUAAGCUUAAUCUUAGGUGAUUUAGAUAAUGUUGAAGAAGACAAAAAUAUUAUUAUCGAAAUAGGCCAAGAUGCCAUUCUCCCUAGUUUUGAGUAUGAAGACAUAGACCUAAUUAAAGAUGAGGACAUGAAAGUAGAUGUUUUGGAAGAUGAAUUUAGGGUUUCAGACAGUGAAUCUAUAAAAAGUGAGCAUCUCAUGAAGGAGGAAGAUGACAGUGAUUCUGUGUUAAGUGAAAUGAUAAGUUCCCCAGAUGAAAUUGAAUUUGAGAAUCCUGCUAAGAAUGCAACUAAAACAUAUGCUAAAAGAAAUGCAGUUAAUGGUUAUCAAUCUUACAUGGACUGUGAAUAUUUGGAUGAUGUUUGCAGUGAGUUUCUCACUUUCAGGAAGCGAACAAAAAGCAAGAAAAAUUGCCUCUUCACAUGCCCACUUUGUCAUAAGCAUUUCGUGUCAGAUUAUUUUUUGAAUAAACACAUUUUAAAGCAUAGAUUUGAAACAGUAAAGUGUAAAUAUUGUACAAGAACAUUUAAAUCUAAAUUUCAUUUGUUUGAACAUGUUAAAGUGGUUCAUUUGAUUAAAACAGAGGUGUUUGGCGAGUGUGAUGUAUGUGGUCGUAAUUAUAUAGAUGCAGUAAAAUUAAAUAAACAUAUCAAACGGCAUCACGAUACACAAUGUCUGCUUUGUGACAAGUUUUUCAAGACGCAAGUACACCAUGAUAGGCACAUGCAAAGACACAUAAUGAAAUUCAAAAAGAGUAACCGGGAAGAAACCUUAACUUGCAGCUUUUGCGAGAAGGCGUGUAUAAACGAAAAUGAUCUCUCACUGCAUGUGAAUAAAGUUCAUUUAUUGAUGAAACCAUACAAUUGUGACAUGUGCGAGAAACAAUUUUACACUGAGUAUAAUUUAAAUUGUCAUAAACGGUUACAUACUAUGUUUUCUAAGGAAGAAUGCAAUUUUUGCAGUAGAGUUUUUAAAUGUAGAAAGAAUUUGGUUGUGCAUUUACGGAAGCACAUUAAUAUAAAGCCACAUUAUUGUCCAGUUUGUUCGAAAUCAUUUUAUUCAGAGUCAAGUAUGAAACGUCAUAUGAAAAUGUACCAUGGGGGUCGAUUUUGCUGUAGGUUGUGCCGAACGGUAGUAGAUAGUAAUACAGAUUUGAAAAAUCAUAUUAAAGUGGCGCAUAGUUGUAUGUAGCAUUCGCUAAUAUAACCAAAGUUUGAGUUUUUAUAAAGUGGAUGUUAUCUUUAAUUCAGCAUUGGUCUUAGACUGCUAAAGAUAGAUAUAAUAGGCCUGAAAUUUAGGUCUUCAUUAUAGUACUUCAUAUCCCUAUAGACACAAAGAUGAGUAGUUGUAAUUUUAAAACAUCAUGUAACAUCCAAAUUUUAUAUUAUUAAAAAUAACAUGAAUUCUUAAAUGUAGAAAAUGUUUAUAACCUGGUAAUUUGUCAUGAAUGAUUUCAUAUACCAUUCAGUGGCUUAUAUAACACUCAUAAAAUGAUUAAAAUAUAUGCACAACUUAUUAUUGCCUGAUAUAUAUCUUAAAUUAUCAUUUAUAUAAUAUUUGGUUCAUGAUUCAAAGUGAUUCAUAAAUAUUUAUAUAUUGUAUUAUGAUGCCUUGAGUGAAAAAGGGAAUGCAAUAAAUUUACAAUUAUUUAUAGUCACAUUAUAUGCAUAAUGUUAAUUUAAUAUAGAAGAGUAAAUAUGAACUAUAUUAAAAAAUAAAAAAGCACACAAUAUACCAAAAUUAUUUUUGGAAAAAUAAUUUGUAUUCAAUAUUCUAAUUGAAGAUAUAUUGGUAUAAAAUUAGUUGUAUUAACAUGAUUUCAUUAAUUAUAAUAAGGCCUAAUUUUGAUAUAUUUUUAUUUUUGUUUAAAAUUAUAUAGAUUUGUAGGUAUAUUAUAGUUGUGUGCUCUGCGCAGCGACGUAUGAAAUAUAGAAAUAAAAUUAUUUGUAAUAU